Cinclus cinclus is the source of this 733-nucleotide messenger RNA. RefSeq names its product mitochondrial ribosomal protein L13 (gene MRPL13). Bases 1 to 540 code for a protein of 179 amino acids. Gene Ontology annotation, cellular component: mitochondrial large ribosomal subunit; ribosome. The transcript is spliced from 7 exons. Gene Ontology annotation, molecular function: mRNA binding; structural constituent of ribosome. Lineage: Eukaryota; Metazoa; Chordata; Aves; Passeriformes; Cinclidae. The record is from RefSeq and is a predicted model, not a curated record. Gene Ontology annotation, biological process: negative regulation of translation; translation.
AUGGCGAGUUACAGCCGGGCGGCCCAGCAAUGGGCUACUUUUGCCAGAGCCUGGUACCUCCUCGAUGCGAAGAUGCAGCCCCCAGGAAAAAUAGCGGCUGCCACUGUAAUCAGACUCGAAGGCAGACAUAAACCAAUAUAUCAUGCACUAAAUGACUGUGGAGAUCAUGUUGUCAUAAUAAAUACAAGACAUAUUGCCUUCUCUGGUAACAAAUGGGAACAGAAAGUAUAUUCUUCACAUACUGGUUAUCCUGGUGGUUUUAAACAAGUGACAGCUACUCAGCUUCAUUUGAAGGAUCCAACUGCUAUUGUUAAACUCGCUGUUUAUAGAAUGCUUCCAAAAAACCUUCAGAGAAGAACUCUGAUGCAGAGGCUACACCUGUUCCCUGAAGAUGUUAUUCCAGAAGAUAUAGAGAAGAACAUUCUACAGGAGAUUCCUCAGCCACGUGCAGUCCCCAAGAGGUUAGAUGAGUAUACACCAGAAGAAAUUGCUGCCUUUCCGAAGGUUUGGACUCCACCUAAAGAUUUUCGAAGGAAGUAAUAACAAGAAAAGAAGAAGUGUCAUCAGGAGUGUCUCUCCUCCUUCAAAGAAAAUUCUUCUAAUAUGGCAGCAUCUGUGUAGCUCAGUCAACCCUUCUAAGCUGAACGUUUCUGACAGCUGUUAGCAAACUUGACUUGGCAAGAUUAUAGAAAUUACUGUAUUUGAAAUAGCUAAGAAUAGGUAUUAUCUUGUU